GACCACACCCUCACCUGUGUGGCGAGUCGGCUCCUCACCCUGCUCCGCCGCGGUCGAACUCGUGAAACUUCUGCAAAUUCAGGAACCACGAGAUCAGCCCUGUUCUGAUAAACACUAGACGAAAGAGAGCGUUGUCUCGCUCCGCGUUGCACCGAGGAGCAAACAUGAGGGACACGGGAGAAGCAGGCGGUGGAGGAGACAAAAGCAGCAAAUCUGAGAAGGACCAGAGUUGGAUCCCCAAAAUCUUCAAGAAGCGAAUCUGCACCACCUUUGUGGAAGAUUCUUCCAGCAAUGGGGCCCUUUGCCAGUGUGGAGGCACGCGAGAUACCCAUGCAUCCGUGGCCCUGGGUGACUACUUCAGCACCGCCAUGGUCAACCAUUGGGACAGUGCCCAGCACUCCUCAGAAUACCCAACUGAUGCCUUCGGAGAGCUGCAGUUCGCAGGAGCCAGCAAGCGGCAUAGUUAUUUCCUGCGGAUGUCAUGGGACACUCCUCCGUCAAUGGUCUACACCCUCAUGACGACACACUGGGGACUCCCCUCCCCGAACCUUGUGGUUUCUGUAGUGGGAGGAGAAGGCUGUGCAAAAGUGAAGACCUGGGUCAGAGAAGUCCUCAGACAGGGAUUGGUGAAAGCCUCCCAAAGCACAGGUGCCUGGAUCCUGACUGCAGGCCUGCGUGAAGGAGUCGGGAGGUGUGUCGGUGAAGCAGUGAGGGAUCACGCCACUGCCGCUUCAUCACUCUCCCUCAACAAAGUCGUGGCUGUUGGGGUUGCUCCCUGGGGUGUCGUCCAAAACAGAGAGCACUUGGUCAACCCACAGGGUAGUUUUCCUGCCAAGUAUUAUGCCCAGAAUACAACCCGUGAUUCUAGCUGCCUGGACAACAACUACCAGGCUUUCCUGCUGGUGGAUGAUGGCAGUGUGGGGUGCAGAGGAGGGGAGACCUCUUUCAGGGCCAAACUGGAGGACUACAUUUCCCACCAGCGCACUGGCAUUUGGGCGAGCGGCAGCAUUGACAUCCCUGUGCUGUGUAUGCUUGUGUCUGGAGAAGCCAGCCUCAUGGAGAGAGUCGAUCUCUCCCUGAAAAGCCUGAUGCCAUGGCUGGUGUUGGCGGGCUCAGGAGGCUUGGCUGACUUCAUCACUGAUGUCCUGGAGAAGUUGUCAUCCGUCCAGUCCUCUGGGGAGGGAGACCCGGAGGCGGGCCCAAGUGUCGACCUGAGAGAGAAACUGGUUGAACGAGUCAGGAAGUUUUUCCCCUCUGAAGUCGAGACAGACAAGCUUGUCGAGCACGCUUUGAGCAUCUACCAGAACAAAGACCUGAUCACAGUCUACCACGGAGAGCAGGAUGGCCCCAAUGACUUUGAUACAGUGUUGCUAAAAACUCUAGUGGGAGCCAGCAAGCAGCGAGCAUCUGUGGACGCCAGCCCGUACAACGAGGAGCUGAAGCUGGCUGUCACCUGGAACAGGGUUGACAUUGCCAAGAGCGAACUGUUCAAUGGCGACAUCCAGUGGAGGUACGAUGACCUGGAAGACUCGAUGACCGACGCCCUGAUCAACGACAAGCCGCAGUUUGUUCGCCUCUUCACGGAGAACGGCCUGAACAUCAUCGACUACCUCACCUACGGCAGGCUGGAGAGCCUCUACCGCUCAGUUGCGGACACCACUCUGCUGUACCAGCUUCUCCAGCGCUGCCUGGUGGAGAGACUUGGCACUGCGUCCUCGGGGCACUCGCCUCAAAAUCAGCAAAGCUCUCCCCACAAAGUCACGGAGAAAAUCCACAGUGGACCGGUGACGGAGAUCACUCUGUUUGAGGUGUCUGGCGUUCUGGAACUGUUGAUGGGAGACGUCUGCCAGCCCUUCUACUUCAAAGCUCUAGGACUCGAACGUAUCUUAUCCAAAAGAAGAGCCCUCAAGCGUGCCAGUAAGCUCCUGCGGGGGGAAUGUUUGUACAGAGAGAAGCGCUGUCUCUUCCCCUGGGCCUCUCUCUUCAUCUGGGCGGUUCUCCAGAAUCGCAGUGAGAUGGCCAACAUCUUUUGGGAGAUGGCAGGUGAAUCUGUGCUGAGUGCACUCAGUGGGUGCAAGAUUCUACGGGAACUGUCUAAACUGGAAGUGGAAACAGAAACUAAACUCUCAAUGAAGGAGCUGGCCCAGCGCUUUGAAAAUCUGGCGCAUGACAUCUUCAGCUCCUGUUACAGGAGCAAUGAAAGUCGCUCCUUCACCCUGCUGAUCAGGAAAUCUCCGGUGUGGGGCGGAACCACCUGCCUUCAGAUGGGAAUGGGAGCCGACGCCCGGCUGUUCUUUAGCCACGAUGGGGUCCAGUCGCUUUUGUCACAGAUUUGGUGGGGCGACAUGAAGAGGAACACAGAAGUGUGGAAACUGUUGCUCACUUUCUUCUGCCCGAUUCUCUGCUACACCAACUUGAUAUCCUACAGGACUUCAGAUGACCAACAACAACAAGAGGAAGGGAAGCCCAUUGAUGAUGGAGUCGGCCGCGACAGCGACAGUCUCUACGGCACAACCAUCUUCUCCUUCUCAGACAUCAAGCACAUUGACGCUGACACACAAGGGCACAUCUCUCCACGAUCCAUGGCAGUCCAAGGCACUCCAAACUCCCCUAGACCACCGAAGCGGCCCUUUAUUGUAUCAAGAUGGCGUCAGUUUUGGUUCGCUCCAGUGACGUCAUUUUUCGGCAACGUGUUGAUGUACUUCCUCUUCCUCCUGGUCUUUGCGUACGUGCUGCUGGUGGAUUUCAAGCGUCCUCCACCUGCUGGCCCGGCGGUCAGCGAAUACGUGCUCUACUUCUGGGUGUUUACCAUCGUCUGUGAGGAGAUCCGGGAGACUUUUUUUGUGGGUACGAUGACGUUGCGGCAGAGGAUCCGAGUUUACAUCCAGGACGUGUGGAACAAGUGUGACCUUGCUGCCAUCAUUCUGUUUAUCAUCGGACUCAUCUGCAGGAUGUUUGAAUGGUCCUAUGAAUUUGGUCGAGAGGUUCUGUGCGUGGACUACAUGGUCUUCACUCUUCGCCUCAUCCACAUCUUCGCCAUUCACAAGCAGCUGGGACCCAAAAUCAUCAUAGUGGGGAAGAUGAUGAAAGACGUCUUCUUCUUCCUCUUCUUCCUGGGGGUGUGGCUGAUGGCAUACGGUGUAGCCAAUCAGGCUCUGCUUUACUCCUACGACCCUCGUCUGGAUCGAAUUUUCCGCCGGGUUUUCUACCGACCGUACCUCCACAUCUUUGGACAGAUCCCUGUGGAGGAGAUGGAUGUGGGUAAAGAGUGGGACAUGCCCUGCACAAGCAACGUGACUCUGAUCCAUGAGGGUGCAGAGCCCUGUCGAACCAUGGACAGUAACUGGCUGGUUGUGAUUCUCCUGGUGGUCUAUCUGCUGGUCACCAACAUUCUGCUCAUCAACCUACUCAUCGCAAUGUUUAGUUACACCUUCUCAGAAGUGCAGGCCAACAGUGAUAUCUACUGGAAAUUCCAGCGCUACAAUCUCAUCGUUCAGUACCACUCCCGGCCCUCGCUGGCGCCACCUUUCAUCAUUCUGUCACACAUCAAUCUCUUCAUCAAACGCGUCAUCCGCAAGGUUCCGUCAAUCAAGAUUCACCACUUUGUUUUGCAGUUAAAAGGAAAGGCAGCCAACAGACUGAUGACAUGGGAAACAAUUCAGAAGGAAGAUUUCCUCACAGCUCAGAACAAAAUCCAAAAAAGCAGUGACUCAGAAAGACUGAAAAGGAUGUCUGUCAAGGUUGAUGGAGUGGUGAAACAACUGAGCGACACCAGAGAUUUGGACCACAGACUCAGGACUUUGGAGAACGAGAUGGAAUAUUGCACCAAUGCUCUCAGCUGGAUUGUUGACACUCUGGCACAAGGAAGCAACUAUAAACCCGCACGGCCCCCACCUGCUCUGAGAGAGUCCUUCCUGUCCUCUAACUCCACCUGAGGAAUUCUCAGCGACAGGAUCCAUCUCCUAUGUGAGCUAAAGUGAGGCCCCGCUGCUCGGCCUGUUACAGGCCGUACAAGUUUUCUGUAAUGGAGCAGCAAGUCUUCAACCGUUACAUCCGUGAACGCACAUUUUUAAACCUAUAUUUAACUUUUUUAUUUAUAUUUUGCAUUGUCCUCAUCACGACAUUCCAGUGCUGGAUUGAAACACUGACUGUGGGUUGAAUUUUUUUUUUUAUAUACACUGUUAAGUAAGGAAUUAUGGUGUUCUGGGUCACAGUUUAAUUAGAGUUAAUGUUCAUACAGGUAUAAAGUGCAAUUAAACUUAAUUGAUGUGGAUUCUGUGGUGUUGUUGUGAAUAUGCUUUUUAAAAUAAACUAUUUUCCUUCCAUA
Messenger RNA from Synchiropus splendidus (mandarinfish), 4327 nucleotides. RefSeq names its product transient receptor potential cation channel subfamily M member 4-like. Bases 165 to 3935 code for a protein of 1256 amino acids. Gene Ontology annotation, cellular component: membrane. The transcript has 28 exons. The record is from RefSeq and is a predicted model, not a curated record. Gene Ontology annotation, molecular function: ligand-gated calcium channel activity; calcium-activated cation channel activity. NCBI's taxonomy places the organism in Eukaryota, Metazoa, Chordata, Actinopteri, Syngnathiformes, Callionymidae. Gene Ontology annotation, biological process: calcium ion transmembrane transport.